This is a messenger RNA of Lachancea nothofagi CBS 11611, 627 nucleotides long. Lineage: Eukaryota; Fungi; Ascomycota; Saccharomycetes; Saccharomycetales; Saccharomycetaceae. The record is from the annotation of a GenBank genome assembly.
AUGAAAGUAAAAGGUUUGAUCGGGGAAUCGCAUGCUAACGAUGAAGACUUGAGGCUUCCCCGCGAUAUGUUCCGCAGUAGGUUACAAUACGAAAUGGUCCGGCACAGGGUUGUUCUCAUUUCGCUAGGCUUCGAGUUAGCAGUGUUUGCCUUUUUGUUCCAUUUGGGAUUACAAGCUGAAAACCUGGGUAUCGAAAUUGUUAUCAUUGUUCCGGUCUUGAUGCUCGCACCACUGGUUGUGGCCGUCACAGGUGUUAUGACAUAUCGAGUCGUGCGCAGGAAAGUUGCGGCCUUGGCUAACAAAUUGAGGUUUAUGAAAGAAAUUAUGACGGUAAAACCAGGAAUCGAAAUGAGGGAGUGGGAUGUUAUUGCAGCCAGAAUGAACCCAGUUUUUUAUCGUAGUAGCUCAUUGGUGACACCUUAUUUCUUUUACGAUGGUGAGUCCUGCUAUUCGUAUUUCAGGAGUACUUACCUGCAGCCUUACUUGAACAGAAAAGAUGAAAACUGUACAAAUGUUGCUGUCGAUGACUUCCAGCGUAUACUUGACCAAGCUAUAAAAACUUACGAAGAAAAAGCGGACGAGGACUGGCAACGAAUAAUGAACGGUACCUCGUCUUUGAGAAGCUAG